Camelina sativa (false flax) is the source of this 896-nucleotide messenger RNA. RefSeq names its product protein GID8 homolog. Gene Ontology annotation, molecular function: protein binding. Lineage: Eukaryota; Viridiplantae; Streptophyta; Magnoliopsida; Brassicales; Brassicaceae. The record is from RefSeq and is a predicted model, not a curated record.
GGCAAAAGAAAGAAAGAAAUUAGAAGUUCGCUCCAAAGCAUCAGUCUCCAACAUUUUCUCGGAAAAUUCUACAGUUUGUUAGGAAUUGCUAAAUUUGGGGGAAGAGAAGAGAACGAAGAAGAUACUAUGGAAACAUCGAAGGUGGUACUUACGCGUGAAGUUUGGGAAUCGAAUCUGGAGGAGAUACAACUCUCGGUAGAAGACGUUAGCAUGCUCGUGAUGGAUCUUCUUGUUGCUGAAGGAUUUGGAGAAGCAGCUGAGAUAUUUCAAGAGGAAUCUAGAACUCAAGCAGUAGUAGAUCUUGCGAGUAUGAAUGAACGACGGUUUGUCAGGGCUAUUGAAUCCAGAGAUCUCGAGGAUGCUGUUGAGAAAUUGAAUGCUUUAAACCCUGAGAUACUGAAGGCGAGUUUUCAUCUCCACCAGCAAAUGUUGAUAGAACUAAUCCGCCAAGACAAGACCGAGGAGGCCAUUACGUUUGCUGAGGAUAAGCUUGCACCACUUGCUGAACAGAACGAGAUGUUUCUAAGAGAAUUGGAGCAAAGUUUCGGUACUCUCGCCGCUACCCAGAGACAUCCAAACUGUCCGUGUAAUGAGUUGUUUAGCGACUCACACUGGUUCAAGGUAGCCAGCCAAGUAAAUGCAGCCAUUUAUACAAGCCAAACUUCAGUAAAAGGGCCCAAACUUGAUCGCUUACUGAAGAAACUGAUGUGGAUUCAGAAACAACUGGAUGAAAAGACUGUUUAUGUGUAUCCACACAUGGAUUUGUCCACUGCCCAGUUCACAGAAUGAAUGAUCCUUCUCCUCUACCAGAGAGUGAGAAUGAGAGUAAAGGCUGGCUGGCUCUACAAAAGGGAAGGGAACAUAUAUAGUAUAAUUGAUCUGCGUCUGUUGACAAA